CUCAAAUCUUGAUUCCACUCUUGCCUCCAUACCUCCAAGCCGCGCUCCUACUACAGUACUGUUCGUUCCAUUUGCCUUUCUUCAUUCAUCCCAUUCCAUCCUGCUCUUCAUAUCUGCAGAGGACCUCGAGACAUCACCACUACAGUGGUGCUUCCCCUCGUACCUUCUCUAUCCCUUCGUUUAUACUCCUCUUCACCACAUCACCACGUUCACUAAAUACUCCUGAUCGACGCAUCCACAAACACGCUCCCUUGCGUGGGACAGUCCUGCUCUGAUCCCCCUCUUGAGAGCACAUGCCUAAAUAACAAAAGUAAUUUCCCAUCCGUCGGACCUCAUUUGUGUCAACACCUUCUGGACUCGACCAAAACACACAACCCGCUUUACACACUCGCUCGGGAGAGUCGCCAUUCACCAUGCCUCUCCGCAAGAAUGACAGACGCUCUUCACCUCACGAGGAACCCAUGACAGAGAUCAGAAUGUCCGCGGCUUCCACCACCACCAGUCUCAAUAACACCCCAAGAGACUCAGAGUUCCAAGUUUCCAAUACUCCUCAUCCUGUUUAUGGCUACUAUUCAGAGCAAAUACCUCUACAGCCACCUUCCAGCUUUCGCAGACCUGCCCCCUACGACAACCAUAAUAGAACCCUUUCAGAUCUCAUCACCGCAGAAAGCCUAUCGUCAAGUCCCAUCGAUGGUGCAAAUGGUUCUCCAAUACCCCCAUUUGCUCCUCGAGCCAACUCGAGCUACUCUGAACCUGGUACUCGAAACUCAUCGCCAUACCCUUCACCAUAUCCCGCUUCCACCCCCUUUCGGAGUCAAGAAACACUCAGACCCCUUGUCCCCGAUGCCUCUGCAACAUAUCUACACCGAGACUGGGUCAAAGAAGGCUCCAUUGCCCAAUUACAUCACAGAGACGACAAGGAAUUAUUAGCCGGCAAGCGGAGGAAGCUCUACACUUGGUUUGCUCCCACCCUAGGUCUGGCCACUCUCGCAUUAUAUUGGCUCUACUUUGGUCUUCGUAUCAAGUUCGUUGUCGCCGCUCAGCAGUCAUUCGGCUCUCCUUUCCCUCUAGCCUGGAUCUUUAUUGCCGUUGAAAUCAGCGUCGCCAUUCCCAUCUUCUUGCAAACUUUCUGGUCUCUCUUCAUCCUCAAGAAGCGAAACCGCCCAAAGUUGCGCCUCAUGGGCAACAACGUUCCAACUGUCGACGUCCUCAUCACGUGCUGCGGCGAGGACUUUGAUGUCAUCAUGGACACUGUACGUGCGGCUUGUGACUUGGAUUACCCUCAAGACCGCUAUCGUGUCCUCUUGUUGGAUGAUGGAAAAUCCGACGCCCUCAAGAACGCCGUGGAGGAGAUGCGCGAGACCUUCCCUAACCUAUACUACAAACGCCGUCCAAAGUUCCCCGGUGUGCCCCAUCACUUCAAGGCCGGCAACUUAAACUAUGGCCUGGAUGAGGUUCACACUUUGCCCGGUGGCGCUGGCGAGUUCAUGGCCGCCUUGGACGCAGACAUGAUUCCGGAGCAGCAUUGGCUCCGUGCCAUCCUUCCUCAUCUGUUGGUCGAUCCAAAGAUGGCCCUCGCCUGCCCCCCUCAAUUGUUCUACAAUGUUCCCCGGGAUGACCCUCUCUGCCAAAGUCUGGACUUCUUUGUCAGCGUUUCCGAAACUGUCAAGGAUGCUCUAGGUGUCGCUUGGUGCACAGGAUCUGGCUACGCAAUUAGAAGGUCAGCUCUGGACGAGAUAGGUCUUUUCCCCAAGGGUUCUCUGGCCGAAGACGUCGCAACCUCGACCCUCCUUCUCGGCAAAGGUUGGAAGACCGCGUAUGUUCACGAGAAGCUGCAGUUCGGAACUGUUCCAGAGGAUUAUGGAAGCCAUUUGAAACAACGGACAAGAUGGGCUAUCGGAACGGUUGACACUGCCUUCAAGCUUCGAUUUUGUCUCUGGGGUGAUGCCGUGAAAAGGAUGAAGUUCGCUGCGAGAGUAUCGAGCUUUCUCUACGCAUUCUUGAGUCUUUUCAACAUCUUUCUGACCCUCUCAAUCUUCGCCCUCCCAAUCGUUCUAAUCUCCGGCAAGCCGCUUGUGGCUUAUGCAACUGAAAAUCAACUUCGGUGGCUCAUCAGGGCAUGCUUCGCGACAGUCUUCUGCAACCGACUCUGCGAAUUCGUCCUAUACAUUCCCUCAGGCUACGCCACUGGACAAAGAGGAAGUCGUUCUCAACUCUGGAUGAGCCCGUAUAUCGCUCUGACCCUGAUCCGUUCCUUCGUUCUCCCCACGUGGCUUGGAGGACAAGCACAAGCAUUUAAGCCCACAGGAUCACUGAAAUCGGCUUUGAACGAGAGAUUCCCCAAGCAACGCGCACCCAUGUACCGAAGAAUCUGGACCAUCUGCGUCAACUACCUGGCUGGUUUCCACGUCGCAUAUGUGUACUGGGUCCUGGUUGCCGUCUGUCUCUCGUCAUACCGCUGUUUCGUCACCAAAUACACCACUAGGGACAUCUUGAUCUGCUUGGUUACUCAUGCUUUCUGGCCACCGCUCCCUUGGGUCAUUGUGUGUUCGUCAUUUUGGAUUCCCUUUACCUACGCUGUGGAUCCUCCCAGCAUGCCCGACCGAGAAGAGCUCCUCACACGAGAUCCCAAAACGGGAGUUGCUCAUCCUACCAAAGAAGCAAAGAAGAUUGGCCUCGGAAAACAAUCUUGGCUCUUUGAAUUCGAAUACAGCUUCACAACUAUUUUCACGGCCACGGUGUUCGUGGCGACGUUCUUUUUCUAAAAACAAUUUACAACUUAAUGAUGAUGAAGAUGGACAGCAACACUCGUCAUAUCAGUUUUACACCCACAAUGGGUACCGGUGCAGGAGGCGAUCUGUCAAUUAUUUGGGCCGAGAUCAUGGAUCUCUCAAGCAAGACAUCUGUACAAACGACGGCAUAGACACGGACGCGUUAUUUUGAUACAUUGACACGCCAUUCUGAUAUGGAUAUGGGGAUGGGGAUGGCGUGGGACAGUCACCAAACUCUGACGGACCGACUGAGAAAGACUGUGAUGGUGACGAGACUGUCCCUACGGGACAAUAAUGAGUAUUAUAGAGGUUGCUGAUACAGGGACUGUUACUGUGAAUUGGAGCUUAUGUCGAGGUUGGGAUUCUGGGGAGGCGUGGCGGGAAUCUGGCAGGAAUGGUUUCUCGCAAGAUAUCGACAUAUUGUGCAUUGCACCAAUUGGGUAGUACAAGUACAAUACAGUAAAGUCAGUGUCACUUA
Messenger RNA from Exophiala mesophila, 3249 nucleotides. RefSeq lists its product as uncharacterized. Bases 414 to 2765 code for a protein of 783 amino acids. The record is from RefSeq and is a predicted model, not a curated record. The transcript has 3 exons. NCBI's taxonomy places the organism in Eukaryota, Fungi, Ascomycota, Eurotiomycetes, Chaetothyriales, Herpotrichiellaceae.